CGUAAUGUGCCCGAUGUGGUCCCAGAAGUUCCUCCAGCGACUCCAUUGACCGGUUACACGGACAUCGGUGUUGAGCUGACGAUCGAUGUUACAAAGUCAAAGUUUGUGAGGCAGCCAGGGGAGUUAUUCAGUUGGCAUCUUCUGGAGCCUUACUUGCAUGGAAUUGCCGGAACAAAAGGGGUCAGGAGUGGGGAUGGGUUUGAGCCGGUGGUCAAUCGUGACUUUGCUUUGGUCAACAAACAUUUAGACUAUUUGAAAGAGAAAUAUGGCAUUCCUGGGAAAUGGUGGAUUGAGAAGAAUAAGGGAAUGGUUCAGCAGAAUGAUGGAUCUUGGAAAUUUAUGGAUCAUGAAGAAGGCUAUAUCCCAACACCACCACCAUGACGUCGAUCACUAUAUUACUUUAAUUUAGUGACUCAAUAUAUAAAUCCUUUAGUAAAUAACUUUUCUCUGUCAAAUUAAAGUCCCUAUAAGUACCAUACUAUAUGAAAUUGUUACUUCAUUCUAAUAUAUUGUUCUAAAAUUGUUAGCUGCUUGAGUUAGUUACUUUGUACUUUCUUAACAUCUUCUUAUAAUUCUGAUG
This is a messenger RNA of Cuscuta europaea, 580 nucleotides long. NCBI's taxonomy places the organism in Eukaryota, Viridiplantae, Streptophyta, Magnoliopsida, Solanales, Convolvulaceae. The record is from the annotation of a GenBank genome assembly.